Neocloeon triangulifer is the source of this 1825-nucleotide messenger RNA. It is a transcript of the gene Acat2, whose product is annotated as acetyl-CoA acetyltransferase, cytosolic. Gene Ontology annotation, molecular function: acetyl-CoA C-acetyltransferase activity. NCBI's taxonomy places the organism in Eukaryota, Metazoa, Arthropoda, Insecta, Ephemeroptera, Baetidae. The transcript is spliced from 7 exons. Gene Ontology annotation, biological process: fatty acid beta-oxidation. Bases 315 to 1496 code for a protein of 393 amino acids. The record is from RefSeq and is a predicted model, not a curated record.
UGGCCAGGCAAACUAAACACGAGGAUCCGCUCAUAAUAAUAAAAAAAUAUUCGUUCUUUUGUAGGCUACGCGCUCCUCACGCCGACCGAUGUCGAAGAGAAAAGAGAAAUCGACUCACUUCUUCUCACUCUCGUUGCUAGUGGGUCGCUUCCUCUACCCAAGAAUUUGUGAAUGAAGAAGAAAUGAGGCUCCAGUCGUCUCAAAAGUAAGGUCAAGCGUCAAGCCCCGUCUCUUUUGAAGAGACCGCAAGAAGAAUCUGCAUUGGUAAUAUCCUUCAUACUUAAAAAACACAGUGCACAGUGCAGUCCGAGACGAUGGAACGAAAAGUUGUGAUUUUGUCUGCAGCCCGAACGCCCAUAGGUUCGUUUUGCGGUGCACUUUCUACGCUGAAAGCACACGAUUUGGGCUCCAUUGCAAUUAAAGAGGUGCUGAAAAGAGCAAAUCUGGAUUCCAGCCUUGUCGAUGAAGUCAUCAUGGGCCAAGCUCUGAGUGCAGGCCAGGGGCAAAAUCCUGCAAGACAAGCUUCAGUGAACGCAGGAAUCCCACAUUCUGUGCCAGCCUACUCCAUCAACAUGCUCUGCGGGUCUGGACUAAAGUCUGUUGGCGUUGGAGCUGCAUCGAUUUUGAGUGGCUCGAGCGAUUUUGUGGUGGCUGGAGGCCAGGAAAGCAUGAGCCAAGCGCAGCACGCUAUGUUGCUUCGGACAGGCGUCAAGAUGGGUUCCGCAACGUUGGUAGACACGAUGCUGUCCGAUGGACUGACCGAUGCCUUCAUAAACUGCCACAUGGGCAUCACAGCUGAAAACGUGGCAAAGAAGUGGUCAAUCACUAGGGAGGAUCAAGAUCAAAUGGCACUGGCAUCGCAGAAAAAGACUGAAGCUGCCCAAAAAGCAGGUCACUUUGACCAAGAGCUGAUCACCGUUUCUGUGCCUGUCCCACGGGGAGAACCAAAGUUAGUUUCGGCUGACGAAUACCCUAAACACGGUGCUACCUUAGAGGCCAUGACCAAGCUCAGACCCGCCUUUGACAAGUCCGGAACUGUAACUGCUGGAAAUGCAUCAGGAAUCAAUGACGGAGCAGCUGCUGUGGUUCUUGCUGACGAGGGUGCCGCCAAAUCAAAAGGAUUGCAGCCUAUUGCAAAAAUUGUUUCAUUUGCUCAGGCUGGAGUCGACCCAGCUAUCAUGGGAAUUGGGCCAGUGCCUGCAGUUAAGGCAGCUGUUGCAAAAGCCAAAUGGACUUUGGAAGAAGUAGACUUAUUUGAACUUAACGAAGCUUUUGCUGCUCAGUCAAUUGCAGUAGCUAGAGAUUUGGGCAUUGAUAACAGUAAAGUUAAUAUCAACGGAGGAGCUAUUGCUCUGGGCCAUCCCAUAGGUGCCUCUGGUGCCCGUGUGCUGGUUACAUUGCUGUAUGCCUUGAAGAGGACUGGUUCUAAAAAAGGAGUAGCUGCUCUUUGCGUUGGUGGGGGUAUGGGGGUAGCAAUUUGUGUCGAGAUUUGUUAGUUUGGUAACAAAAAUUUUUAAGUGCAAGUAAUAGAAAGAGGGACAAUAAAGGGCGUAAAUUUUCAUAUUGCCUCAUUUAAUUUAUAGUUGGAUGUUAAAACUGUACUUCAGUAUUUUUUAUUCAUUUAACUUUGCACAAUAUUUUGCCAGUAUUUUAAUCCAAUUUUUUUUCUUACUGAAUCUUUUAUCAAUAUUAUAUUACAUCAUUUUAAUAUUUUUUGCUACAGAUGAUAAUAUUAUGCUCAAGCACCUGUAAUACUUUUCUAGGGUACCAUACAGUAUACCAUACAAAAUAAAUACCUUUAUAUUGUGUACUAUUUUUAAUUGUU